AUGACGGUGGCUUCGCCGGAGGGGACCGCAAGCGAGGCAAUGGACGUCGCUGGGUCAGAUAUUGGUAAGUCGGCUCAGGAAAACUCCUCUCGUCCCGGAUCCGCAUCUCAUUCACCUCGCUCAGCAAGCAAACCCCCGUCGGUUGCUGGGUCCAAUGGCUCCAACACAGCGUCAAAUCCAGCUCAGAUCCUGCCAAAGACGGACAAGCCUCGCCCUCAUGUGUGUACCACCUGCAUGCGCUCGUUUGCUCGACUCGAGCAUCUGAAGCGGCAUGAGCGCUCCCACACGAAGGAAAAGCCAUUUGAGUGCCCCGAAUGUACUCGCUGCUUUGCCAGACGCGAUUUGCUUUUACGUCACCAGCAGAAACUGCACUCAUCGACGACACCAUCGGCCCGACCACGAUCAGGCCGGCGGGAGAGCGUUGCGGGGGUUGCUAGUGGCCGCGUGCGGAAGAACUCCACAGCCGGCAACGCAGGGACGAUGAGACCGAGGGCGAACACACUCAGCCAUGUAGACUCGGCGACACUGGGGUUGCUGUCCAGUUCUACUGGAAACUUUGGCCGCCAGUACAUGUCCGGUCACAACCACAGCAGCAGCGUGAACAUGCUUCCUGGACCGCAGGGGUUUGCGUAUCGCGGCGUACACUCAAGUCACGCUCCCUUCAAUCUGCCGAAGCUGGAGACUCACGGUCUGCCCAUAGAUUUCUCAGGUGGUCUACGGACGGCACCACCAUUUGGAGGUUUCGGAUCCGAGUUCGGAGGCGGUUUCGGUCCAGACCAGGGGGACACAAUCAAUCCUCACGCGCUGCACAUGACCAACUUGCACGGGCUUGGUCUGGAUCCCAUGGGUUCGCCAUUCCAACAAAUGUUCCCUGGCAUGACAGCGUCUCAGGCUAUGGCUGAGGAUGAGGCCGGGUUUGACUGGAUGACGCAUGGUUUCGAGAACCAAAUGUCAUUUGCGCAGGCGCACGAGAAUGCCAUUGAUGAUUCUUCGCCCUCUGCCAUGAGCACUAACAGUCCGGCUCCUGCCAACGAUAUGCACAGCGAAGCAAACAUGGUACUCAUGCAACAAUCGUCGGCAACUGCGGGUAAUAUGUGGUCCAAUGCGCUUGAAUGUGGGGUCCCCGUCCUGAACAGUCCGAUGAGCGUGGAUAUGAUGUCUGCUUUCAAUGAAGUGGUCAACGUCCCAAUGGAAACUAUUUCACCUAAAUCUCUCUUGGGCCGAGGAUCGUCCAUGGAUAUGAGCCUUCCCACGCCACCGGAUUUCGUGUCUAUCGGCGCUUCCGCCAUGCAAGCAAACCCCCGGUAUAACGGGUUCCAAUUAUCUUUCACGGCCGAGGCACCCGCUUCUACUCCCUCAACGGCAUCAAGGGAUAGCAGCUUGCGGCAGAGUUCAGCGACAACUGCGUCCUCUGAGUUAGUGAGCGAUCACAUUCGGAAUGUCUUGAUUGUGGGUCUCUCGCAAAAUACUGGGUUUGGACAACGCAAAUACUCUCAACCCGCAAUCAGUUCACCACUGUCCCCGAGCUCCAACGUGCGUCCGAAGGGCUUCAACCCUAGUACUUUUCCUAGUACGCAUGAGCUGCAGCGGUAUGUCUCUGCCUAUAUUAGGUAUUUCCACCCACAUUUACCCUUUUUACACAUCCCGACUCUCAACUUCGAGGCCCCAGACUAUACAACUCCCAUCAGACUAGUGUCGGGCAAUUCUCAAUUUAACCCAACCACUGUUGCUGGAGGGGCCAGCUGCUUGAUUCUGUCAAUUGCCGCCAUUGGAGCUUUGUAUGAAGGCGAGGUAUCUCAGUCAAGAGAGCUCUUUGAAUGUGCCAAACGACUGAUCAGCAAUUACCUUGAAGAGAGGCGCAAAGCCAAUAUGACCAAGACACAGUUUGCACCGCGACACUCUACCGAGAGAGAAGAUACACCACUGUGGCUGGUUCAGGCUAUGCUUCUGAACGUGAUUUACGGCCACAACUGUGGUGAUAAAACGGCCGCUGAGCUCGCCAGUAACCACUGUGCGGCUUUGGUAAGCCUUGCUCGUGGCGCUGAGCUUGCACGGCCGUCCCAGGGCCACGCUGGAGCAGGACCAAACGACGUCAACGGGCAUGGCCAUAUGAAUGGGAGGGCGACCAACGGCUGGAACUCGAUGAUCAAUGAAGUCGACAACUCCGACUGGGUCGAAUGGAAGCUUGUGGAAGAACGCAAACGGACGCUGUACGCAGUCUUCAUUCUUUCCAGCAUGCUUGUGACGGCCUACAACCACCCCCCUGCGCUCACCAAUUCUGAAAUCAGGUUGAAUCUACCGUGUGAUGAAGAGCUUUGGGCCGCCGAAUCGGCACAUCUGUGGCGGAGUCUGGGAGGAACGUCCGGCCCAGAGGCAAACGCCGUCACUUUCGCCGCAUCUUUAACGCAUCUCCUGACGUCUGCACACCGACAACGACGGCGGAACAGCAACGUCGCUGCCCCCGGAAUCACGGGCGAACCGGAGCUCCGUCCCAGUACCUUCGGCUGCUUGAUCUUAGUCAAUGCUCUGCAUAACUACAUCUGGGAAACCCGGCAACGGCAUCUUGGGCGAGAGUGGACUACAAGUGAAACCGAACAGAUGCAUGCUCACAUUGAACCAGCACUUCGGGCUUGGCAGGCUGCCUGGGCGAACAACCCCAGCCACAGUCUGGAACGGCCCAACCCCUUUGGCGCUGGACCUUUGUCUGCUGAUUGCAUCCCAUUGCUCGACCUCGCAUAUGUCCGGCUCUUUGUCAAUUUCGGUCGAUCCAAAGAGGCAUUUUGGCAACGCGAUUAUGAUGCUAUGGCAGAGGAGCUGGCCAAAGGUUCAGCUAUAUCGCCAGGCCGAGAGACUGCAAAUACAAAUCUGGGCAAGAACUCCUCAUCUAACAACAAACAUGAUCAGUGGGGCCAGCAGCAGAUGCCAUCUCCGGCUGAAGAGGGUAUGAAAAUCGAACCACGGGAAACUAAGCCUGAAGGUCGUUACUCUCAAUCAUCUCACCGCGAACGACAUCUUCGGAAGGCAGCCUUCUAUGCGGCAGACUCCCUGUCCGUGUCGGAAAAACUGGGAUUGAGCUUCGCAGAGCGUCCCUCUCGAGAGCUGCCCACGCAGUCAGCCAUGUGUGCGUUUGACUGUGCACAGGUGGUGGCGGAAUGGAUCGCAGCCGUGCAAGAGCGCGUUGGCAAGUAUCUGGGUGUGAUCGGCCGCGACAACAUGAAUCUGCUAGACGUCCCCGGUAUCCUGUUGCUUGAGGACGAGGAUCGGAAGCUGAUCCAAAGGAUUGACGAAGUAUUGAACAGCGCGGAACACAAACUUGAAUCUCAAGGUGGCUUUGAUCUGGCUGCAGCUCGCGAAGGUGGCCAUGGCAGCAGAAUUCUCACUCUAACCGCAUACAUUCUCGAGCGAGAUUCUGUAUGGCCUGUGUACACACUCAUGGCUCGUUCGCUACGGACACAAGCAGGACAUAUCCAAGAGCGAGCCUUAGCCUCCGUCGCCUGA
Messenger RNA from Cladophialophora yegresii CBS 114405, 3498 nucleotides. RefSeq names its product zinc finger protein ADR1. Lineage: Eukaryota; Fungi; Ascomycota; Eurotiomycetes; Chaetothyriales; Herpotrichiellaceae. Bases 1 to 3498 code for a protein of 1165 amino acids. The transcript has 2 exons. The record is from RefSeq and is a predicted model, not a curated record. Gene Ontology annotation, biological process: DNA-templated transcription; regulation of transcription by RNA polymerase II. Gene Ontology annotation, molecular function: zinc ion binding; RNA polymerase II cis-regulatory region sequence-specific DNA binding; DNA-binding transcription factor activity, RNA polymerase II-specific. Gene Ontology annotation, cellular component: chromatin.